Messenger RNA from Meira miltonrushii, 1366 nucleotides. RefSeq names its product Fibrillarin. The coding region runs from base 184 to 1206 and encodes 340 amino acids. Lineage: Eukaryota; Fungi; Basidiomycota; Exobasidiomycetes; Exobasidiales; Brachybasidiaceae. The record is from RefSeq and is a predicted model, not a curated record. Gene Ontology annotation, cellular component: box C/D methylation guide snoRNP complex; nucleolus; small-subunit processome. Gene Ontology annotation, molecular function: histone H2AQ104 methyltransferase activity; RNA binding; rRNA methyltransferase activity. The transcript has 2 exons. Gene Ontology annotation, biological process: rRNA methylation; box C/D sno(s)RNA 3'-end processing.
UUUCAAGCCUAGCCAUCCACUGAACAAGAAUUUAACUGAACGCAUGCAAAGCAAGGAAUAAGACAUCAUUCAUCCUACAUCAAUCUUUCCAUCAUCUCAUCUCAGACAAGGUGUGCAAUCCAAAUCAGCACACAAGCUCAGUUUCACAUUCACUCUUCUGAGCUCUAACAACAUAUACAUAUAAUGGCUUUCGGUGAACGUGGCGGUCGCGGUGCAGGCCGUGGCGGUGGUCGUGGAGGCGGUUUCGGCGGUCGUGGUGGUGCUGCAGGCGGUCGUGGUGGAUUCGGAGGAGGCGGUCGUGGAGGCGGCUUCGGUGGACGUGGUGGUGGUGCAGGUGGAAGAGGAGCACCUCGUGGCGGUGGCUUUGGCGGACGUGGUGCACCAGGUGGUCGUGGCAGAGGUGCUCCCCGUGGUGGUGCCAGAGGAGGUCGUGGUGGCGCUGGUGGUGCUCGUGGCGGCAAAGCUGGUGCCAAAGGUGGCUCAAACGUUAUCGUCAAACCACAUCGUCACGAAGGUAUCUUUGUCGCUGAAGGUAAAGAACACCUUUUGGUCACAAAGAACUUGGUUCCCGGAGAAAGUGUUUACGGUGAAAAGCGUAUCAGCGUCGAGACUCCAGCUCAAGGUGAUGAUGCUUUGAGUCAAAAGACAGAAUACCGUGUUUGGAACCCUUUCCGAUCCAAAUUGGCUGCUGGUGUUUUGGGUGGUUUGGACCACAUUCACGUAAACCCUGGAAAGAAAGUCUUGUACUUGGGUGCUGCAAGUGGUACCAGUGUCAGUCACGUUGCUGAUGUUGUUGGACCCGAAGGAACAGUUUAUGCUGUCGAAUUCUCUCAUAGAUCUGGACGUGAUUUGAUCAACAUGGCCAAGAAACGUACAAAUGUGAUCCCAAUCAUUGAAGAUGCAAGACAUCCUCAAAAGUACCGUAUGCUUGUGGGAAUGGUUGACACAAUUUUUGCUGAUGUUGCUCAACCUGAUCAAGCCCGUAUCGUUGCUUUGAACGCUUCUCACUUUUUGAAAGAUGGUGGUGCAGCAGUCAUUAGUAUCAAGGCAAGCUGUAUCGACAGUACAGCCGUGCCAGAAGCCGUUUUCGCAGGAGAAAUCAAAAAGAUGCAAGAAGCAAGCCUACGUCCAAAAGAACAAGUUACCUUGGAACCAUAUGAAAGAGAUCACUGCAUCGUUACAUCCGUUUACCAAAGACAUAAAUAAUGGUUGAGAUGAAUGUGCUCUCUCUAUAUGUGCUCUUUCUUGUUUCGUUUAGUUCUCGUCUCUUUUGUAUAUCGUAGCUCGCUUUUCUCAUACAAUAUCUUUGGCAUCAUUUUGCAAACGUCUGAGAGAAAUUUAGGUAGAGGAAGAAGACUUUUUAAUG